AUGAUGAUUAGGAUCAGACAUCCGGAGGGCACCGCCACCUUCAAGCUCACGCCCGAAACGUCGUUGAAAUCCCUGCAGGCCUUUGUGCAGGAGCUCUCGGGCAUCGAUCCAGUCAACCAAGAGCUCAAGACCGGCUAUCCUCCCACCACCCUCAGUCUGCUGGACCAGCCUGAUGACCUGCUCCUCUCGUCGCCACCGCUCAAGCUCAAGCCUGGCGACCAGGUUGUCGUAGCCAGGAAGGCGGGAUCAAGCUCGGCGUUUUCGGCCCCGCAGCCGCAGCAGAGCUCCUCGGCAUCUGCCUCGUCCGUUGUGCCAGACAGUCGGCCUCCAUCGCAAGCGACGCCUGCCUCGACAUUCGGACAUCCUUCCCUCACCGCCAGCCAGCCGUCUCCUCCUUUGACGACGCCCACCAAGAGGAAAGCAGCAUCUGUAAAGGACGGCCAAGUAGCUGUGCCAGUCGAUGGCGGGGACGGAUUCCUGACCCUCAAGGUCGUGCCCGAUGACAAUUCCUGCCUCUUCAACUCGGUCGGCUUCCUGUUCGAACAGCGGCUGGGCAGCGACAUCUGCCAGAGGCUGAGGGGCAUCGUUGCCGAUGCCAUCUCAGCCAAGCCACAGGACUAUCCCGACGUGGUUCUCGGGCAGUCGCGGGAGAGCUACAUCUCCAAGAUACAGUCGCCGCAGGCGUGGGGCGGUGCCAUUGAGCUGUCCAUCCUCUCGGACCACUUCAAGGUCGAGAUCGACUCCAUCGACGUAGCCUCAGGCGUGGUGCAUCGCUUCGGCGAGGAUCGAGGGUACGAGAGUCGCGGCCUGGUCGUCUACUCGGGCAUACACUACGAUGUCCUCGCGCUGCUGCCAAGCCCCGACUCGCCGGCCGAGUUUGGCACCACGCUGUUCCCCUCGAUGUCAUCCUUGGGUGACGCUGCGCUCGACGUCGGCAGCGACCCGGUCCUCCAGGCAGCUACAAAGCUGUGCGACGAGCUCAAGAAGCGGCGCUACUACACCGACACCGCCACCUUCACCCUCUGCUGCAAGAUAUGCGGCAAGGGCGUCAAGGGUGAGAAGGAAGCCGUGCAGCAUGCCAAACAGACCGGCCACGGCGACUUUGGCGAAACGUAG
Molecule: messenger RNA, 1116 nt
Organism: Pseudozyma flocculosa PF-1
Lineage: Eukaryota; Fungi; Basidiomycota; Ustilaginomycetes; Ustilaginales; Ustilaginaceae
Exons: 6
Coding region: 1-1116 (371 amino acids)
Biological process (GO): protein deubiquitination; endoplasmic reticulum unfolded protein response
Cellular component (GO): nucleus; cytosol
Molecular function (GO): cysteine-type deubiquitinase activity
Source: RefSeq, a predicted model, not a curated record